AUGGACGAGGUUACCCCUACGAAUGCCAAAACGGCAGAUGGUCUCAAUAAUGAUGAUCUGGAGCUGCAUGCACAAGGUUACGAUCGUGAGAUGCCAAGGCGCUUUUCCUUGGUAUCUCUGAUCUCGCUUUCCUAUGCGUUGUUUUCUACAUGGAACGGUUACGGUAGCUCAUUUGGCAUAGGCUUUACUGAAGCCUCCUCUGCGGGCUCACUGUACAGCCUCAUCAUUGCUGCCGCCAUGACAGCCUUAACAAAUGCGGGAAUGGCUGAGCUUGCCUCGGCCUAUCCCGUUGCUGGAGCCCAGUACUACUGGUCAUUUGUCGUAUCCAGACCGGACUGGGCUCCAUUCGCUUCGUACAUGGCUGCCGGCGUCAGCACUCUUGGUUGGUGGCUCGGCCUCGCUAGUGUCACGAACUUUGUGGCCGCCAUGAUUCUUGGUAUUGCCCAGCUUAGCUAUCCCGAAUAUACCAUCACCCGCUGGCAUACUUGGCUCGUGUUCGUGGCCAUCACAUGGCUUGCAGUUGGAUUCAACGUGUUCUGCACGAAGUGGCUGCCCCUAUGGAAUAAGUUUAUGCUAUAUUUCUCUAUAAUUACGAUGACUGCCACGACAGUCACCCUGUUUGCUUGUGCGGCGCCCAACUUCCAGACAGCAAAAUUUGUCUUUACGGAUACCACAAACUCAACAGGCUGGAGCAAUGACGGCUUUGCGUUCCUGCUUGCUAUCCUAAACGCACUAUACGGAUUCCUCGGCGGAGACGCUGGAGCCCACUUGUGUGAAGAAGUGCCGAAUCCAAAAGUGAACGUACCGAAGGUGAUGAUGUAUCCGAUCUUGAUGGGUGUGAUCAGUGCCCUCCCUUUUGCUAUUGCCUUGUCUUUCGUCAUCACCGACUUUGAAGCUGUCCUUACCACACCAACUGGACUGCCCCUGAUCGAGGUCUAUUAUCAAGCUACUGGUAGCAAGGUUGCCACAUCCAUUCUGAUGACCGCAUUUGCUGUUUGCUUCUUUGGAUGCGCUACUGCCAAUAUCACCACCUCUAGUCGGCAGAUGUGGUCGGCCUGCAGAGAUGAUUGCUUCCCGUUCUCCAAAUACUGGAAGCAGAUCCACCCACGCUGGCAAAUGCCCGUGAAUGCCUGUUGUCUCUCUGGCACUCUCGUGACGCUGUAUGGGCUCAUAUUCCUGGGUUCUUCCGCGGCAUUUGCUUCUAUGGUCGGAGCCUGCAUUGUUUUCAUGACAACGUCAUACGCCAUUCCUCAAGGCAUCCUGGCAUGGCGCGGGCGAGACAAGGUUCUCCCACCUCGAGCUGUGAAUCUGGGCCGAUGGGGCCUAGUCCUCAAUAUCUUGAGCUGUGUCUGGGUAGCUUGCAUCAAUGUCGUCUACUGUAUUCCUACAACCUACCCAGUCACCCUCGAGAACAUGAACUGGAUAUCUGUUGUGACAGUGGGAAUCAUCGCCUUUCUUCUCAUCAAUUGGGUUACCAACCAGAAAUAUGUUUUCAAAGGCCCGAAUAUCAACUUUGAAGUUUUGAAUGCGAACGCUCAUGAUUUUGUGGAGAAACAAACGGAAACGAGCACAUCGUGA
Messenger RNA from Trichoderma breve, 1578 nucleotides. RefSeq names its product amino acid permease domain-containing protein. Gene Ontology annotation, cellular component: membrane. The transcript has 8 exons. The record is from RefSeq and is a predicted model, not a curated record. Lineage: Eukaryota; Fungi; Ascomycota; Sordariomycetes; Hypocreales; Hypocreaceae. Gene Ontology annotation, biological process: transmembrane transport. The coding region runs from base 1 to 1578 and encodes 525 amino acids. Gene Ontology annotation, molecular function: transmembrane transporter activity.